Nomascus leucogenys (northern white-cheeked gibbon) is the source of this 1520-nucleotide messenger RNA. It is a transcript of the gene FABP5, whose product is annotated as fatty acid binding protein 5. Gene Ontology annotation, cellular component: cytosol; nucleus. Gene Ontology annotation, biological process: fatty acid transport. NCBI's taxonomy places the organism in Eukaryota, Metazoa, Chordata, Mammalia, Primates, Hylobatidae. The coding region runs from base 915 to 1310 and encodes 131 amino acids. The transcript has 4 exons. Gene Ontology annotation, molecular function: fatty acid binding. The record is from RefSeq and is a predicted model, not a curated record.
CUGGCAGCGCCUGCAACGUGGCGUGUUGUGUGGCCGUCUAUCCCUAGGUCCCCGUUAUCGUGCCAGAUUCCGGGGCAGGAGUUGCUCGGCGGCCUACCCCCAACCCCUCACAUCUUCCCCACCACGCGGCCGUUGGGUGCAGCGCGCGCAGCACCACGCGGGCAGGCGGCGAGGAGCAGGGAGCCUGCGCGCCUCUUGCCCCCCCGCGGGCCGCAAGAUUCCGGAGGUGGUCCACCUACCUCUCUUCUGCUUCUUUCCCCUCGCCCAAACGGCAGCCACUCCGCAUUGCUUCCUGUCCUUUGGCGCGCGCACCCGUCACCUCACGCUGCACUUCUUUCGACCCUCUCCAGGCGACCCUGUAUUUCCCUUUUUUCCCCCUUUACUCAUCCUUCCCCUUCCUGCCACCAUCCUGUCUCUCCCAUUUACCCCAUCGUGGCAGCACCCACUCCCCUUUCCCUCUGUGUCGCAUCUUUUGUUCCUCUAUGGCGCGCAGGUCACCCUCCCUUUUCUUCAUGGGGACGCGGUGCUGGCGCGCAGUUUCCCGCAGAAAUCCUGUUGAGGGGUCUGAGCGGCGCUACAGCUUCAGCUUGUAUUCCUCUGUCAGCCCCAUCUCCCCCAGGUCCUCUGCUCGCCCUUACCAGUUGAGCCGAACCCUUUGGAUUGGUAUCCCAUGGAACACCAGGGCCCCCGAGAAGCGUGGCGCUGGCGGUGCCGACCUGCUGCCGGCACUGCCGGGCCGGGGCGCCGCAGUGGGCGAGUGGCCUGUGGGAGAGGAGCGCAAUGACGCCUGGGGGUGGCCGUGUGUUGCCAUCCUGGCCUCUGCCUCAUGAGGGUGAGGAGGAAGGAGGCAGUGGGCUUUGCUGGAAAAUCGUAACAGAAACUGCCUGGCCCUCCUGCGGCUAACUGCAUGCAAGAUGGGUGUGGCCCUGCAGAAGGCAGAAGACUUCUUGAGGCGUUCCGACCGGAGAAUGAAUCUCAGUAGAGUGGGAAUAGCUUUGCGAAAAAUGGGGGCAAUGGCCAAGCCAGAUUGUAUCAUCACUUGUGAUGGCAAAAACCUCACCAUAAAAACUGAGAGCACUUUGAAAACAACACAGUUUUCUUGUACCCUGGGAGAGAAGUUUGAAGAAACAACAGCUGAUGGCAGAAAAACUCAGACUGUCUGCAACUUUACAGAUGGUGCAUUGGUUCAGCAUCAGGAGUGGGAUGGGAAGGAAAGCACAAUAACCAGAAAAUUGAAAGAUGGGAAAUUAGUGGUGGAGUGUGUCAUGAACAAUGUCGCCUGUACUCGGAUCUAUGAAAAAGUAGAAUAAAAAUUCCAUCAUCACUUUGGACAGGAGUUAACUAAGAGAAUGACCAAGCUCAGUUCAAUGAGCAAAUCUCCAUACUGUUUCUUUCUUUUUUUUUUCAUUACUGUGUUCAAUUAUCUUUAUCACAAACAUUUUACAUGCAGCUAUUUCAAAGUGUGUUGGAUUAAUUAGGAUCAUCCCUUUGGUUAAUAAAUAAAUGUGUUUGUGCUAAUA